Messenger RNA from Juglans microcarpa x Juglans regia, 3110 nucleotides. RefSeq names its product LEAF RUST 10 DISEASE-RESISTANCE LOCUS RECEPTOR-LIKE PROTEIN KINASE-like 2.1. The record is from RefSeq and is a predicted model, not a curated record. NCBI's taxonomy places the organism in Eukaryota, Viridiplantae, Streptophyta, Magnoliopsida, Fagales, Juglandaceae. Bases 1177 to 2028 code for a protein of 283 amino acids. Gene Ontology annotation, molecular function: polysaccharide binding. The transcript has a single exon.
UGUUGCUUCCACACUAUAUAUAUCAUGUUUAGAUCUGACUUUACAGAUUAGGGGUGAUUCGAACUCUGUUUCUGGUCGUGGAUAUCGUAUAUUCGGUCUCUGAUUGUCUUUUUUGGAUUUCAAAGGUUUUUUGUUUGCCUAGUUGUAUUGUUGUUGACACCCUCAGUACUUGUGUGAGCUUUUCUUCUAAUGUGAAACUUUAUUCCAUAUAUAUAUAUAUGCAGAACAAAAAAAAUUAGACUCCAUGUUAAACUAUAUCAGUAACACUGUUACUUUAAGGUCGUUUCACCUUCCUAAGUUGAGUGCCACAAUAUAUUCUUCUAUGGCAAAAUGCAAAAAGAAGUGCUAUUGAACUUCAUAGGUAUAGAAAAUCCCCCACGAGUUUCAGAUGCUAUAGGCUUGAGUAGAAAAUCAACAGAGCCAUUGAGCAGACAGUCGAGAGAAGCUUCCUUCCACCUAAUAGCAGUCGAUAGAUUCUUUUCCUAGUUGUUCCAUUCCCAGUUCCUCGAAUGAUUUUCCUAUGCUCAAUGGUACUCUUAUCAUUUUGCUUUUUCUCCUGUCCCUCCAGAGUUCCUUGGAUGAUACUUUUGCCAUUUCUUUCCCUCCCAGAACUAGCUAGAAACAAAACUCAUUGCAGUUUUCCACUUGAACUCAACUCAUAAUUAAGGGGAUAAAUAAGGAAUAAGAGGAAAAUGGGAGUCAAAAGUGUCCUGUAUUGUUGAAUUUGUAUUUUAUGUUGAAAAAAAAGAAAGAUUUUAGGUGAGUCAUUUUGUUUAUAGGGGUACUAGCUGCUAUGUUUUACUCGGUAAUGGGUUUAAGCUUUAACUGGUUACAGACCUUCCUCGUUUUUAAGCUGAAAAACAGAGCUAGAAAGUCAAGAUGUCGUGAAGGGAACGCUUUAGAAAUAUUAAGAGCUUUCACUAUAUAUUAGAAUAGAAGCAUGGCUUUAGAUAUAUUAAGGGCAGAUCACCUAAUUCUGAAUUGACAGGAAGUGUAUGUUAACGUCCCAAUAGAAGCAUCUCUUUGAAAAAUGUAUGCUCUCAACUUUGUCUACGCCCACUAGUUUUAUUAUUAUGCUUCAUCAGCAUUGAAACCCAUAUCAUCUCCAUCUCUCCUUUUUCUACUUCUGAUUACUUCCGAUCUCUCUCUCUCUCUCUCACACACACACACAAAAAAAUGCUUCCACACUUCUUUCCAACCAUCACCUUGACCUUCAUGAUUAUAGCCAUACCCUUAUUCCACUUCCCAUCAUGUUUGCACGCAAAUGAUAAUGAGCAGUACGGCAAUUGCACCGAACGAUUUGACUGUGCGAGUGCUAAGGAUAUCGGAUAUCCUUUCUGGGGAUCAAAUCGGCCGGCCUAUUGUGGCUACCCAGGUUUUGAGUUGGACUGCAGCGGUGAUGACCCGCAUAUCAACAUCACGUUCAUCAAAUACCGAGUCCUUGAAGUCGUUGAGGAGUCGCGGACUCUUAAGGUUGCUAGAGCGGAUUACUGGAAUAUGACUUGUCCUCCUACGAUUGUUAACACCACCAUAAAUUUCUCCAUCUUUUCUUAUCCUUCAAGUCUUGUGAACUUGACGCUCUACUAUGAGUGUUCGUUAUCUUCUUCCCUUCCUAAUCUUCCAAACCAGCUUGAUCAGAUGGCUAUACGGUUUAGCUGCCCCAAAAAUGGUAGUGCCGGGGCUACCAACUACUAUUCGAACUCGAUUGUUGACUUAUUGGAGGCGUGCAAGUACAACGUUAAAGUUCCAGUUGUGACACCAGCAGCACCUAUAAGUUUAACUGAAGAGGCACUGAUUGAAGCUAUUGAUGGGGGAUUCAUGUUGGAGUGGAAUGCAAGUAAUAGCAACUGCGAUGGAUGCCAAAGGUCCGGUGGGCUGUGUGGAUUCAACACAAGCACCAAUGUUUUUGCUUGCCACUGUGCAAGUGGGACUUUUCCGUUCACGUGCGGAUCAACAACAAUUGCACCAGGUAAGUUUCCAUUAUUCAUUUCUUGGCUAGCUGUUACCUUGUUCAAAUUUCUUGAAUGAAGGAAAAGCACCUCAGUAGCCGAAGCGCAUAAAUAUACUUUUCUCAAAACCAGAGGGUUAAAAUCAAGCAUUUAGGAAAAACUCCGAACCAUUUGUUUUCUAGCAUAUAUAGCAUCCAUCCUAUUCGAUCACGACCUAUACGGAACAUCCAGAUGUCUGGUGGUUCUUCUUCGACUAGCUACUGUUUUGAGAGGAUCCGCGAGGGAGGCAUUACUUUUCAUGUAGCUUGGUAUGAUUUUGUUUUUUUCCAAGUAAAUAACAGUUCUGUUUGUCAAGACCCAACAAUAAUACGAAUACAUAACGAAAAUAAUCACAAAGGAUCCCAGGAAAAUACAAUCACUAAUAACACAGAGUCAAUUCACUAACAUGUACAGAACCGGCUGGGUCUUUAUACAUGCUCUAGCAAAAGUUUGGCAGAAAAAUUCAGAAAGACAACAGAGAUUAAAGAUGUUCCAUAAUAGACUACUUUCAUGACAGAAAAACCUCAAAUCCCUCGUCAUUACUAUGACUUUCAUUGCUCUGUCUUACCACAGAACAGAGAAACUGCUUCUUUAAAUUAUAGGAUAAACGUUUGUUCUGGUCAACGAUGGACCAAGUCGAGCUAGGAUUUUGAUCUAACUAAUUAGGUAAGGCCAAGCAUCUUCUUGGGAAAAAAUUUAUUGGGGUAGGUAAACUUUAGUUUUUCACCUUAGGGAUAGGCUAUAGCAGCAAUUCAAGUGUAUGGCACUGUAGCCCACUUUGUGUUAUGCUCAAAGACUCAAACUGGGAUUAAUGGAAAACUGAUUUCAUCUGGUCCUCCUUGACCACAAACCAAUUACAUCCAUUUGGAUUUGGAUGCUCUUGCUAAGUUUUCAACUCAAGGUGCUAAAACUUUUCCUUUUCCCAUUGAAAAUCCAAAUCGUGAUUUUUUUCUAACUCCUAAUAUUGGUCUUCGAUCCCAUCCAAGUCCUUCUCUUUCUGCCACGACAAGCAAUGGGUUCCAUCCAAAAUCUUCAUUUUCAACUUGAUUUGUGCAGGCUUUUCCACGUCUGUUUUCUUAAUGCCUGGUAUUAGUAUAUGAUAAGAAUAAUGCAUGCUUCCGA